CAUAUGAUGGAUCAUUUUGGUGAAUAUUGGUUUUAAGAAACAACAAACCAGCCAAACAAGCUUUUCUUGCUUCGGUUGAUAGGACCAUUCGGUUCUAUAAAUUAUGAACAGUUGAACAUCCAUACAUUUAUGUUGAAAUUUUCACUUUUGAAUUUUUUGAUUAUGCGUGUCGUAUAUCAGCAAACUAAACAUCAACUUGACGUUGAUGCGAAUCGAGAUUAUAAAGAGAAGGCGAAAUGCAAUGCAAAAGUUUUUGAGGGGUGAUAUUGCCGAGCUUCUAAGACUUGGUCACGAUUCUGAAGCGUAUAGAAGGGUAGGGCGGCUAUAUCUCGACCAGAAUAGAACCCUAUGCUAUGAUUUUGUUGGGAAAUAUUGUACACUCAUCUCAGACCAACUAACGGUAAUGAACGAACAGAGCGAAUGCCCGGAUGAAUGCAAGGAAGCCGUCUCAUCUUUGAUAUACGCAGCGGCAAGAUUUGGCGAUUUGCCAGAACUACGUAAACUUAGAACCUUAUUUUCCAAGAGAUAUGAGAAUUCAUUUAAAUAUUUCGUAAACAAAGAGUUUAUUGAUAUGUUGAAUCCGGGCCGCCCAACAAAGGAAAUGAAAGUUCAGUUGAUGCAAGAGAUAGCUCAAGAACAUGGUGUCGAAUGGGAUCCCGAGUCAUUAGAUAAUAGGUUACACAAAUCGUAUUCAUCUCAUCGUGACUUGUCCGAAAAUGCCGGUGACGAAAAAGACAAAGAAUCUCCUACAGCUGAUCGCGAAAACGGGUGGAUGAUCAACAUUCAAGAAACGAUAAACAAUGAUAGCAAUGCGCGUAAAAAAGAUGAAUCAAAUGAUGAUAUUGUAAAGCAAACAGAAAAUAUGCGUCAACGAAUUUUGAAUUUUUGGUCAAGAACCACUAGUCUACACUCGACGACUAGUCGAGAGACAAGCACAAGUCCGGACGAAGGUUCAACUUCUUCUGAUGAAUCAACCAAGUCAAGACCAUUCCUCAAUUUUUGGCCGCGUUACUUGAGAAAUGAUCCCAACAAAAAGGUAACAAAUUCCGACACUGUUUUAGGUUCCCCGACAAAUAAUACACAAGAACAUGACGACAACAAAGAGAAUGGGGAUGUUUCGGUUCAUCCAAAUGUUGAAAAGCGGGACAAUGAAAAAGUUGUGGUAGCGCCGCGGGUGAAGAACAAAUGGAGGAGAAAGAGGGGGGCUUCGAACCAACCAGACGUGACAGUGAAACCUCAGACGCGACAUGUUCAUCCUAAACUUCCUGAUUAUGAUGAUAUUAAGGCUCGGUUUGCGGCUUUUAGAGCAAAAACUUAAUGCUAGUGUUUCAUGUUGGAUUAAAGUUAACAACACUAUUGUUUAAAUGACCCACAUGGUGUACAUACUAUGUCAUAUGGUAAGUUAAGGGCUACCAAAAUAUAAUUCUAAGAAGAAAACCGGUCAUGUUAAAGCA
Molecule: messenger RNA, 1454 nt
Organism: Helianthus annuus (common sunflower)
Lineage: Eukaryota; Viridiplantae; Streptophyta; Magnoliopsida; Asterales; Asteraceae
Exons: 5
Coding region: 206-1318 (370 amino acids)
Biological process (GO): protein transport
Source: RefSeq, a predicted model, not a curated record